UACAAAGGUACACUCAUUGGAGCAAAAAACACUCCAACAGAACAUGCCCUCCACGCUAAAUCGUGAAAUAUCACCACCGCCUCGGUUAUCCAAGCGCCGAAAGACAUCAGAGACUGUAUCGCCCUGCAGCAAACAGGAUGACGAAACCACUCCAAUGCCCAAUGCAGAACCUACGCUCGCCGCCAUCGAAGCCGGAAGAGCGAAAAUUGAAGACCAUCUCACAUACUUCAAAGAGCACUUAUCGAAAUCUGCACGGCAGACAGAAGACAGCGUGCCGAGAAUUAGCAUUGAAGAGUGGGCGGAUUUAUAUCACAGGAACGAGCAUUCGCACGGGAAUCAUUUUGUGAUCCACCAGCACAACCACCCCAUUUCCGGUGUGCACUAUGAUCUGCGUCUCCAAUUCUCCGCAUCAAGCUCCAUCUCCUUCGCCGUCCCCAAAGGCCUCCCCGGAAACCCAAACUCCAAAAGCCUAGGCCGCAUGGCCAUCGAAACGCGCGUCCACAACCUUUGGAACCACCUUAUCGAAUCCGCCUCCCCUAAAACCGGCUCCCUCCUCAUCUGGGACACGGGAACCUACAGCGUACUGCCGCGCAAAAAGACGGCUAAUCGCCCGCCGUCCCCUCAGACUACCGACGACGGCAACGACUCUUCGGAUUCUGAACCCGACACCGCCGCCAUUCGACCAUCCAAGCGUAGCGACGCAAAACACGAAAACGAAAAACUAAUAGAAGCCUUCCAAACGCGCUACGUCCGACUCCGCCUCCAUGGCACCCGGUUACCCAAGAACUACACCGUUACCUUGCGUCUCCCAUCCGCUAAUGAUUUUGCCAAACGCCGCCCUCCCGCCCGUAGGAAGAGUCGCCAGGAAUCUCACCAAAUGCAAGCCCAGCCACCACCAUCCACCGACUCCGAGCCCGACGACAUCCAUCCCACGCGGCAAGAGAGAGAGGAGAGCGGAGACCUGGACACUGACUCCGAAGAAGACGCUCAAACGCGGCUCAACAACGCCUACCCCGGCUCCACAAACAGCAUAGGCUCCGUGCACCAGCGGCAAUGGUUCAUGUUGCUCGACCGGGCAUCGAGUGGGUUUGUGCAAGAGGGGCAGACCGGGACGUGGGCCAGUAGAGAGGGUGAGGGGUUUGAGGCUUUCUAUGUGAGGGGCAGGGAUGUGGAGAGGAGCGUGGUCACGGGACGGUUGGGAAGGGAGGUGGAGUGCGAUGAAGGGGUGGAAGGGUUUGUCGGGAGAGGCGGGUGGGCGGGGAUAGAGCGGUAA
Messenger RNA from Trematosphaeria pertusa, 1273 nucleotides. RefSeq lists its product as uncharacterized. Lineage: Eukaryota; Fungi; Ascomycota; Dothideomycetes; Pleosporales; Trematosphaeriaceae. The record is from RefSeq and is a predicted model, not a curated record. Bases 44 to 1273 code for a protein of 409 amino acids. The transcript has 2 exons.